Molecule: messenger RNA, 6345 nt
Organism: Mycetomoellerius zeteki
Lineage: Eukaryota; Metazoa; Arthropoda; Insecta; Hymenoptera; Formicidae
Product: glycogen debranching enzyme
Biological process (GO): glycogen catabolic process
Molecular function (GO): amylo-alpha-1,6-glucosidase activity; 4-alpha-glucanotransferase activity
Source: RefSeq, a predicted model, not a curated record
CUUGCUAACUGCUUUAUGCCAAUAUCUUAUAUUAAGGUAACUCUGCCGGCUAAACACAUAUCCGUUUCCUACGCUCGAGGCGUAUCAUCCCUUUGGAAGCUCUCUGACAGAUCUGAUCCCGAAAAUUUGACGAUUAAAAACAUGCAUCCUUUGCCAUCACAUUCUACAACUACCCAUGAGCAAAUAAGAGUUCUAACUGUGAACAAUGGAGAACAUUUAGAUGGGAUAUUAUACAGAUUAAAGAAAGGUUGGAUAGUUGAGUUUCGACUUGGAGCUUCCCUUCUUGGAAAAACACUUGAUGUUUUUAUAAAUCAUCCAUUAUCGACCGAUAAAAAAUUCGAGAGGCAUACUUACUAUCAAUUGAAAUGGAUUGACGAGUCGGCGAGCAUACAUUUAACUUUGUCAGGGUCAUUCCAUUAUUAUGUCACUGACCAAGUCGAAGGGAAUAUAAAACCUGUUGCGUCUGGGUACUUGCUGGUAGAUCCUGAGUUGAAAAUAGGUGAACAUGGCGAGAAGUUACCUCUAGAUUGUAUUCAAAUCCAAACAGUUCUAGCAAAGAGUUUAGGACCAUUUUGUACAUGGGAAAGUAAAUUACUGGUAGCACGAAAUUCUGGAUAUAACGCAAUUCAUUUUACACCGAUUCAGGAAUUAGGACGUUCUAAAUCGUCGUACAGCCUGAAGGAUCAAGCAAAGCUUAAUCCCGCUUUUAAUGAUAACAAUAAGAUAAUUACUUAUCACGAUAUCGAAACAUUUGCAAAUAAAAUGCGUAAUGAAUGGGAGAUGUUGAGCAUCUGUGAUAUUGUUCUAAAUCACACGGCGAAUGAGAGUCCUUUCCUGGUUUCUCACCCGGAGUGCACGUACAACUGCAUUAACAGUCCUCAUUUACGUCCAGCAUAUAUCUUAGAUGCAGCAUUAUUUGAAUUAACAACUCAGGUAGCUUCUGGAGAAUGGGAAUUUAAAGGUAUUCCUACUGUAAUUGACACCGAGGAUCAUUUGAACGCGAUUCGACAUGCUCUCCACACACAUUUCUUGCCACUAGUGAAAAUACAUGAGAUGUACACCAUCGAUGUCAAUGAAAUUGUAGCGGAAUUCUUAAAUUCAGCGCGCAAUGAGAUGCCACAAGACGUGAAUAAUACAACAACCAAAGACAUUACGGUGAUUCAAGAUCCUGCAUUUCGUAGAUUAAAAUCAACCAUAGAUAUGCAGCUUGCUCUGAAGAAGUAUAAUACAUAUAGAGCUGAUUGUUUUGACGAGGAAACUCGCCUGAAACGAUGUGCAGAGGACUUGAAAAAUAAAUUACAAGAACUCAAUACAGUUAUUAUCAACAAUAUGCAAAAUCAUCUAAAUGCUGCUGUUGAAAAUAGUAUUGCUGGCAUGAAAUAUUUUAGAGUGCAAUCCGAUGGUCCACGAAUUAAGGAAAUUAAUGAAAAAAAUCCUCUCGUUCCCAGAUACUUUACCGAUUACGGAGCACCUGAAUCUUUAAUAGAAAGAGAAAGCAUAAUGUAUUCAGAUAAUGGAUGUUAUCUUAUGGCUCACAAUGGAUGGGUUAUGAAUGGCGAUCCCUUGAAAAAUUUCGCGGAGCCUGAUUCUAAUGUGUACAUUCGAAGAGAACUCAUCGCUUGGGGAGACAGCGUAAAACUGAGAUAUGGGCAGAAACCAGAGGAUUGUCCUUUCUUAUGGCAGCACAUGGUGACCUAUGUAGAACAAACGGCGCAGAUAUUCGAUGGUAUUCGAUUAGACAAUUGCCAUUCCACGCCGAUCCCUGUCGCUGAGUAUAUGCUGGACGCUGCACGACAAAUUCGUCCAGAUCUCUAUGUUGUCGCAGAAUUGUUUACCGACUCCGAUCAAAAAGACAAUAUCUUUGUGAAUCGUCUUGGCAUCACAUCUUUAAUAAGAGAAGCUAUGUCUGCUUGGGAUAGCCAUGAACAAGGAAGAUUAGUAUAUCGAUCAUGGGUGACUCAUGAUAAUCCUAGUCCAGUAGAGAAACGAAGUACUUUUGAUCUACUCCCUAGCGCAGCGCUCGUAUCGAUGGCGUGCUGUGCUAGUGGUAGUAAUCGCGGAUACGACGAAUUGGUGCCUCAUCACAUACACGUGGUAGAUGAGAAAAGGCAGUACACUUCAUGGAUAGACGAUGAUUCGAUAAACAAUGUUAAGUUUAUUAAUUCGAAAACUGGUAUAAUUGCAGCUAAAAAGACAUUGAACGAUCUACAUUACAUGCUUGGUCAACAAAAAUUUUCACAAGUAUUUGUCGAUCAAAUGGAUACUGAUAUAGUGGCCGUAACAAGACACUCACCGACUACUCACGAAAGUGUAGUCUUGGUCGCAUUCACAGCAUUUAAACAUCCAGACUCUAACGCUCAUGAUCUGAGAAAGCACGUAAGACCACUUAGAGUGGAGGGUAUAGUGGAAGAAAUUAUUUUAGAAGGGUCACUUUCGCACAUUGAUGCCAAAAAUGGUAAACCACUUUUUCUUUUGCCUGAGAGAUAUACAAUGGACGAAAAUAUUAUAAAUGGAUUGUCCGAAUAUUCAUUGAGCCUUAAACAGCACAUACAGUGUUGCGAUUCCACGAUGAUCGAGAAGACCGAUUCCGGCGAUCCUAAAAUCACGCAGCUUAAUUUCAUCAACUUCCAACCCGGUUCCGUUAUAGCUAUACGUGUGGCUCUUCACGCGAAUAUAGUACCUGCUUUAAUGAAACUCCAAAAUACUAUCUCGCAGAUUACUUCAAAUGAAAAAUCAGAAUUACAUAAUAUAGUUUCCGGCAUGGACUUCUCGGAUUUAAAUAAAACGUUAUAUAGAUGUGAUCAAGAGGAACGAGAGGAAACUCAGGGCAAAUUUGGGGUAUAUAAUGUGCCAGGAUACGGACCUCUUGUAUAUGCUGGACUGCAAGGCAUUAUAUCUUUAUUGGCUGAUAUUCGUCCAAAUAACGAUCUAGGACAUCCCCUGUGUGUUAAUCUUAGACAGGGUAACUGGUUAAUAGAUUACGUGUGGCAACGUCUAAAAGAGGAUGACGACACUGAACCUCUUGGAAUUUGGCUUGAACAAGCCCUAGAACCGUUUAAAUUAAUCCCGAGAUAUCUUGUGCCGAGUUACUUUGACGUUAUAAUUGUGAACGUUUAUAGGAUUCUUUUAGAUCACUGCAACAGUUUAAUGUCAGACUUUGUUAAGAACGGAACUACAUUUGUUAAAUUACUGAGUUUGGUUUCGAUUCAAAUGGGUGGUGUGGUAAGAUCAUCGCAAUUGCCAAAUUUAUCGCCGGAUCUUAAUCCACCUAAGCCAAAAACUAAAAUUCACGACGGAGUGACAGAGCAAGUGUGUUUAACGUUAUCAGCGGGCUUACCGCAUUUCACAACGGGUUACACAAGAAAUUGGGGUAGGGAUACUUUCAUUGCUAUAAGAGGGCUGUUACUUUUGACUGACAGGCAUGUCGAAGCAAGAUUCAUAAUUCUUGGAUUCGCCAGUACUUUACGACACGGCCUGAUACCCAAUCUGCUCGAUAAAGGAAGUAAUGCGAGAUACAAUUGCCGCGAUGCUUUAUGGUGGUGGCUCUAUACGAUUAAAUGUUACAUCAAGGAAGUGCCGAAUGGUUUGGAUAUUCUAUCCGAUAAAGUUUCAAGAUUGUUCCCGACUGAUGAUUCACCAGCUUUGGACGCAGGGGAACAUGAUCAGCCAUUAUAUGAAGUAAUUCAGGAAGCUCUCACGGUACAUUUUCAAGGUCUCUGCUUCAGAGAGAGAAACGCCGGGAAACAGAUCGAUGAGCAUAUGACCGAUCGCGGAUUCAACAAUCAGAUCGGUGUUCAUCCUGAAACAGGUUUCGUAUUCGGUGGCAACGAUGUUAAUUGCGGUACCUGGAUGGACAAGAUGGGAUCUUCUGAAAAAGCUGGUAACAAAGGCAAACCGGCUACCCCCAGAGACGGUUCCGCCGUAGAGAUAGUUGGGCUGAGCAAAUGCAUUCUCAGUUUUCUGGCUGAAUUGUACAAGCAGAAUCUUUUCCCGUACGGUAGUGUUCAACGUAAAAGUCGCGAUGGCCAAACAAUAACUUGGAGUUACAAGCAAUGGGCCGACAGAAUUCAAAUAAAUUUCGAAAAGUACUUUUACGUAAAUGAGAUUCCGACACAGGACGAGUCGAAACCCAAUUUGAUCCAUCGACGAGGUAUAUUCAAAGACAGUCACGGAGCGACGCAAGACUGGGCGGAUUAUCAGUUGCGGCCUAACUUUCCCAUUGCGAUGGUCGUUGCUCCGGAACUGUUUAAUCCUCAUCAUGCCUGGACAGCACUGAAAAAAGCGGAGGAGAUACUACUUGGCCCGCUAGGAAUGAAGACGUUAGAUCCUGCGGAUUGGGCAUAUAAUGGAUAUUAUGACAAUUCCAAUGACAGUACCGAUACUAAGACAGCACAUGGAUGGAAUUAUCAUCAAGGGCCUGAAUGGAUCUGGCCGAUAGGAUAUUUCCUACGAGCACGUUUGCACUUUGCGUUAUUAAUCGACGAUGAAAACGAAUUACACCAUGUGAUUGAAUCGACUGAAAGCAUUAUUUCUCGGCAUUUUAUCGAAGUGUCCACCAACCAUUGGAGAGGCCUUCCCGAGCUUACCAACAAGGACGGAAGUUACUGCUCAGAUAGUUGUCGCACUCAAGCUUGGAGUGCUUCAGUUAUAUUAGAGGUACUCUACGAUUUACAAAAGAUCAAACAGGAAUUGCGAUCCGAGCGACUGCAUCUAGAGCAAUUAAAAUUAGAGACGAGACGUAGUGACACCAUGAACAGAGCGGAUGACACGAAUAUGAGCUUUUCCACUGAAGCAAUAAUGACAUCGCACACACCAGAAACACACGCAUAUCAUAUCCCGCACGUAGAUGUAACGAACACGCAAAUCUGCAAAUAUGUAGUCGCUGCUGAUAAUACAUCCACAAAAAACGAUAUUCUGAUUGCCACCGAGGAAGGAUCGAUCUCUGCGAUUGAUAGGAAACGCGAUUGUACAAAUUUUGGUAACUCGUCCGAUUCGAGAAAGAUUCCAUUAGAUGCGAAAAAUGAGGUACAUCUUGAUAAUCAACGUAAAGCUGAGAAUUACAAUCGACAACAGGUGAUGAUUGGAAACCACGAAACUACUGUUCGAGACCUAUCGAAUGUCGAUCAUGUUUACGAGGAAGUUAAAGCGAUUAAACAGCCACGCAAUAGUUUAUAUGAGUACGACAUUCAAGAUUACUACGAGAAAUAUAGCCCCGCUACAGCGAAGACCUUGAUAGAUACGCUUUUCUUGUCGCGACAUACAAUUUGCAAGGAGUGCGCGAGAACAAAGAGCAGCCCAGUGUACACCGAUCGUUUGAUAUAUACAAAAGAGUCGUUGCUCGCCAUAGAAGUAGUUCUGUGUCAAUAUGACAAUAUAUCAUGCUUCAAGUAUCCGCACGAGAAUUCCGAGGAUAUUUUCUGCUCGCAAUACGAUCAAAAUAGAGAUUAUAUGCUAGUCUACAAUUACACGAAGACUAACGUCGCAGGUAUAUUCUAUUUUCAUUGCUGGCCUCGAGACAUCUUCGAUCUGCAAUCGCUGUUGAAGCCGAGCAUCCAUGUUGUAAAUCGCACUUGCUGCAAUCUUGUAGUAAAUACUCACUUGUAUCAUCGCUGCAUAAAUAACUAUCACGUGAGAAUAUCGAGAGCCGGCUGCACACCCAUGACGUUUUAUCGUGAUUAUGGCACUCUAAUAAACAGCACGAAACACAUUAGCCACAACGAUUCACAGGAUCCACCGAUUUAUCAGGUACGCCGAUCGAAGGGUGACCACACCGACGAAUACCGGGGAAACCGAUUGAGCUUGUUGCUGCUGGAACCGUUACUGCUAAUGCCGGAAUCGGCGGAUUCUGAACGCCGAGAAAACACUAAGAAUAGGAUUUCGCGGUCAGAACACGCAAAAAUUAUCAAAAUAAUAAUGAUCUAUGCAUUAUCAUUUCUUAUUCUUACGGGCAUUACAUUUUACAUCGUUUAUUUUACCUAGAGUGGCUGAAUUGUUAAAUUUAUGAUGAGAUAUUUAGGAAAACUUAAUCACAUUCGAAUAUUACGUGAUACAUUUAUUGUCAUUAAUUUUACGUUACAUUUGUUACGAAGUGUUGUCGCCAAAAUAUUUAACGGAAUGAUUAAGAUCGCAUGUAUGCAUGAUUUAUAUUUUAUCGUUAUAUAUGUAUAUAUUUUAUAUUCAUUAUUAAUGGGCUAAUUUCGUCAAUUAAUUAAUGACAAGAAAUUGUUUUGUGGUAUACAAAUUGUUAAAUCUACAUCACUAUGAGCGAAUCGUUUUCACUUCUAUCAAAUUACACGCGUAACAGAUAUACAAUAUUUUAACAAGCUCGCAUAUAAUUCAUAAAUA